AACGCACAAGUCAAUGAUGCUCAUCAAAGCAGGCACGGUCGUUGGUGGCAUCACAUACCGCCCCUACCCCUCGCAGCGGUUUGGGGAGAUAGCGUUUUGUGCCAUCACUGCCACGGAGCAGGUGAGGGGGUACGGCACGAGGCUGAUGAAUCACCUCAAGGCGUAUGCAAGGGAUGAGGACGGGCUGCGCUACUUCCUCACCUACGCCGACAACAACGCCGUCGGUUACUUCGUUAAGCAGGGAUUCACGAAGGAGAUCACCAUGCCUAAAUCGCAAUGGGAGGGGUACAUAAAGGACUACGACGGGGGCACGCUGAUGGAGUGUGUGCUGGAGAAGGGGCUGCCCUACACCACACUGCCCGCCGUGCUGCUCAAACAGCGCCAGCUCUCCCUCACCGCCCUUCCCUUCCUCCCCACCCCUCCCUCCCCCCUCCUCUCCACGCAGGCCAUAACGAAGCGAACGAGGCAAGUUGCGCGCAGCCAUGUGGUGCACCCCGGGCUGGACUUCCCGCGUGACUCCUGGGGCGUGCCCAGGCGCGCCCUCAGGCUCGCCGACAUCCCCGGACUGGCCGAGAGCGGGUGGACGCCCGAGCACAGCGCCGCCAAUAAGAUCCGAUUGGUGCAGGUGGCUCCAGAUGGGACAAAGGAUGUGAGCCGCGACGGGCCGCCCACCAAGGCCCAGCUGCACAACCUGAUGAAGCAGAUGCACCGGGCGGUGAUGGAGCAUGCGGACUCGUGGCCGUUCAAGGACCCCGUGGAUGGCAGCGAGGUGCCCGACUACUACGACAUCAUCAAGGACCCCAUCGAUCUGAAGACGAUGCAGAAGCGGCUGGAGGCGGAGAGCUUCUAUCUCACCAUCGACAUGUUUGUGGCUGACAUGCGCCGCAUGACCGCCAACGCUCGCACCUACAACGCCCCCGACACCAUCUACUUCAAAUGCGCCAACAGUUUCACUUGCCCUCGGGCUCCCUUGCCUCCACCUACGCGCAUCACCACUUACUCCUCCCAUCGCCCUUUCCUCCCACUCCCCUCUCCCUCCCCACCCCUCCCUGCGCCCAGUGCCAUCACAGUGGCAGCACAGUGGCAGCACAGUGGCAGCACAGAGGCAGCACAGUGGCAGCACAGUGGCAGCACAGUGGCAGCACAGUGGCAGCACAGUGGCAGCACAGUGGCAGCACAGUGGCAGCACAGUGGCAGCACAGUGGCAGCACAGUGGCAGCACAGUGGCAGCACAGUGGCAGCACAGUGGCAGCACAGUGGCAGCACAGUGGCAGCACAGUGGCAGCACAGUGGCAGCACAUGCAUGAGAGCACCCUUUCGACUUACCCUCACCUCUCAUUCCCCCACUCAACCGCACUUUCAUUCCAUCACUCACCCGCACUUUCAUUCCCCCACUCAAUCGCACUUUCAUUCCCCCGCUCACCCGCACUUUCAUUCCCCCGCUCACCAGCACUUUCAUUCCCCCCACCCGCACUCUCAUUCCCCCUCUCCACUCACCCGCACUUUCAUUCCCCCCCUCCACUCACCCGCACUCUCAUCCCCCUCUCCACUCACCCGCACUCUCAUUCCCCCUCUCCACUCACCCGCACUCUCAUUCCCCCUCUCCACUCACCCGCACUCUCAUCCCCCCUCUCCACUCACCCGCACUCUCAUUCCCCCUCUCCACUCACCCGCAGUCUCAUUCCCCCUCUCCACUCACCCGCACUUUCAUUCCCCCCCUCCACUCACCCGCACUCUCAUCCCCCUCUCCACUCACCCGCACUCUCAUUCCCCCUCUCCACUCACCCGCAUUCUCAUCCCCCCUCUCCACUCACCCGCACUCUCAUCCCCCCUCUCCACUCACCCGCACUCUCAUUCCCCCUCUCCACUCACCCGCACUCUCAUUCCCCAUCUCCACUCACCCGCACUCUCAUUUCCCAUCUCCACUCACCCGCACUCUCAUUCCCCCUCUCCACUCACCCGCACUCUCAUUCCCCAUCUCCACUCACCCGCACUCUCAUCCCCCCUCUCCACUCACCCGCACUCUCAUUCCCCCUCUCCACUCACCCGCACUCUCAUUCCCCAUCUCCACUCACCCGCACUCUCAUUCCCCAUCUCCACUCACCCGCACUCUCAUUCCCCAUCUCCACUCACCCGCACUCUCAUUUCCCAUCUCCAUCUCCCCCUUUCGUCUCACCCUCUCCCCGUUUCGCUGUGCUCCACUCACCCGCACUUUCAUUCCCCCACUCAUCCGCACGUCUCAUUCCUCGACUCUUUCCCUCCCCUCUCCGUUCUCCACUCACCCGCACUUUCAUUCCCCCACUCAUCCGCACGUCUCAUUCCUCGACUCUUUCCCUCCCCUCUCCGUUCUCCACUCACCCGCACUCUCAUUCCCCAUCUCCACUCACCCGCACUCUCAUUUCCCAUCUCCAUCUCCCCCUUUCGUCUCACCCUCUCCCCGUUUCGCUGUGCUCCACUCACCCGCACUUUCAUUCCCCCACUCAUCCGCACGUCUCAUUCCUCGACUCUUUCCCUCCCCUCUCCGUGCUCCACUCACCCGCACUCUCAUUCCCCCACUCACCCGCACUCGCAUUCUCGCCCCCCACAGCACCAACGUCUCGUUGUAGUCGUGGUGCCGGACAUAAACCUCCUCUCCCCUCCUCCCACCCUCGUUUUCAACACCUUCCACCCCACCCUUCACCUUCCACCCCGCCCUUCACCUUCCACCCCGCCCUUCACCUUCCACCCCGCCCUUCACCUUCCACCCCGCCCUUCACCUUCCACCCCGCCCUUCACCUUCCACCCCGCCCUUCACCUUCCACCCCGCCCUUCACCUUCCACCCCACCCUUCACCUUCCACCCCGCCCUUCACCUUCCACCCCGCCCUUCACCUUUCAGCCCAGCGGCCACCGCUGCAGCAAGCGGUCGCACCACCCUCGCCGUCCCGUCGAACCGCAUCGUGCCGCCCGCCACCUCGUCCCGCCGCGACACGGCGGGCGGCGGCCGGCUGGUGGAGGCGAGGAGCAGCGCGGGCGGGGGGGGCUGCGCGUGGGAGAGGGCGAGGUAG
Messenger RNA from Closterium sp. Naga37s-1, 3046 nucleotides. Lineage: Eukaryota; Viridiplantae; Streptophyta; Zygnematophyceae; Desmidiales; Closteriaceae. The record is from the annotation of a GenBank genome assembly.